AUGGCUGGCAUCACAUUCGUUGCGCUGCUCACACCCUCCAGCUGUGUAAUCAAAGAUGCCAUCAAAAAUACAGAAAUAGCAAAGGGCACUAGACAGCCUCUGAAUCACCUUGAAGGAAGUAAUUAUGUGACGAUGUCAUCUUUGCUACCAAUUGCAAAAGGUUUAGUGGGUCAGUGUGAAGAACUCCUUGUCGAUGAGCUUCAGCUAUCGGCAUCAAAGACCUUCUGUUCGACCAUUCUCAGUUCGUUACACACUAGAUUCUCAGAUGUCAUGUCAACUUCAGUACAAAGCGAAGGAGUAAGCAUUUACCACAAGUCCACCUGGUUGAAUCCCUUUCACAAGGGCAAAUUUUUCAGCAGACAGAUGCGAGUCUCGGUGCGGAUAGCUGUUGAAACUGAAGCAGAUACUUCUACGGCUCAGGAUGAAUCACGUCAUGGACCCCUGCCACAAAUGGAUCAUAGUCAAGAGCAAAUGGAAACCGUGAAUUCAUCUAGUGAAAUUCAUGGACUUUUUGAGAGAGGCCUAGAGAACUCUGGCAGUUCUUCAGACUCGGAAAGUUCAAAUAUUGUGUCAGAGGAAAUAGCUUGGUACUUAAAACGAAAGGUUGAUGAUAAAGAGGUCACCACCUGCACCAUUGACCUGGUGGGAUAA
Styela clava is the source of this 651-nucleotide messenger RNA. The record is from RefSeq and is a predicted model, not a curated record. Lineage: Eukaryota; Metazoa; Chordata; Ascidiacea; Stolidobranchia; Styelidae.